AUGAGUGAACUAAUUGAAAGUGAUAAGGCCGACUUCAAGCGCGUUGUAUGCACCUAUGGAGAACAUGGACACAAUCUCAAUGACGGCGAUGUUUUUCACGAGAAACUCCGCCACGUGCGGGGGGAGACUACUCAUCAUCGUAUCCAUGAUACGAAGCAAGAGGCACAAGCAGCAUUGGGAGGGAAAGAAGUUGGAAUACUGCGAGAUAAUUGA
Penicillium angulare is the source of this 213-nucleotide messenger RNA. RefSeq lists its product as uncharacterized. Lineage: Eukaryota; Fungi; Ascomycota; Eurotiomycetes; Eurotiales; Aspergillaceae. The transcript has a single exon. The record is from RefSeq and is a predicted model, not a curated record. Bases 1 to 213 code for a protein of 70 amino acids.